GAUCGAAUGUCACGUAUGAGACCUCUUCUUCAUCCUCGUAUUCUUCGUCGGGCCCAAAGGCUUCUACUUGCCUGUACCCUGGCACGAGCGAUUGAGCUGGCAUGUCGUCAAGCGUUGAAGUGUUUGGAACGCGGAGGCCAAACAAAAUAAUUCUAAAACACGUCUCGAUAGCAAAUGUCCUUCCGCCCUUCGGACGUCCUCAAGAAAAACCUCAGUUCAUCCUCGCGUUCAUGGCUGGUACGACAGGCUCGCGAUCCCUACGUAAAACAGCGUCUAGCUAGUGCAACCUCAUACCGCUCGCGUUCUGCUUUCAAACUCUUGGAAAUCGACAAGAACUGGGGUCGCUUCCUGUCACGAAACGAGAUAUGUGCUGUCGUCGACCUUGGCGCUGCUCCAGGCGGAUGGAGCCAGGUCGUCGCUGAAAAGCUCGGUUGGAUCAACCCAGCCAUGUCUGACGAAGACAUGGACAUCGCACCCAAUUUUGGUCUGAACGAAGGCGCGCGGAUCGACAAGUUCGGCUCGUGGAGCAGUACAGUCGGUAGAGGCGUCAUCGUCGCUGUCGACUUGCUGCCUAUAGCUCCCAUCCCUGGCGUGCAUACAUUGCAGAUGGACUUCUUAUCAUCCCAGGCGGCAGGUGCGGUCAAGAAUGCCCUGUCAGCCCCAGAAAAUCCUUCCGGGAUGGUGGAUAUCAUCUUGUCUGAUAUGGCUGCCAACUUCUCUGGGAAUAGAGUCCGUGAUAUCGAAAUGAGCCUCGAUAUUUGCCAUUCGGUCUUCCAAUUUGCAAAGGAUAAUUUACACGUCGUCGCCGCUGCAAGCGCAGGGACAAAGAAGCAACGUGGAGGGACGCUACUACUCAAGCACUUCGAACAUCCACUCUCGCGAGAAUUCCGCGAGAAGUAUCUGGACCCUAACUUCAGCUCGGUCAACUACAUCAAGCCCUCAGCGAGUCGAACAGGGUCUGCAGAAGGAUACUGGCUUUGUCAGGGGUGGAAGGGGUUGCAAUCACACUGACAUUGUUUCCACUCACCAGUGCUCGCAAAAUCAUUCGACCAGACAGCUACAGGAACAGACAUCGUUUUAUAUGUAUGUAUCAUACAGAAUAUAAUAAGCAUAUUUCAAUGGAUCAUCGACAUGUUAAGAGAGAAGCAGGGGAAACCAGGCGGAAAGCAACGUGAUAUCUUGCAGUUAAACCUGGGGAAAUCUGUGAGUAGAGUGACAUCCACAGGCGACUGGACCUUACAUAGCGAGGCGCUUAAGCACCGAAACC
Pisolithus orientalis is the source of this 1267-nucleotide messenger RNA. Its product is annotated as ribosomal RNA methyltransferase FtsJ domain-containing protein. The transcript has 2 exons. Gene Ontology annotation, molecular function: rRNA (uridine-2'-O-ribose)-methyltransferase activity. The record is from RefSeq and is a predicted model, not a curated record. NCBI's taxonomy places the organism in Eukaryota, Fungi, Basidiomycota, Agaricomycetes, Boletales, Pisolithaceae. Gene Ontology annotation, biological process: RNA methylation. The coding region runs from base 175 to 1011 and encodes 278 amino acids. Gene Ontology annotation, cellular component: mitochondrion.